Molecule: messenger RNA, 272 nt
Organism: Dentiscutata heterogama
Lineage: Eukaryota; Fungi; Glomeromycota; Glomeromycetes; Diversisporales; Gigasporaceae
Source: the annotation of a GenBank genome assembly
GUGUCCGUCGUGCAGCUCAAAGAAAAUUGCGACAUGAAUUGGGAAUUAAACCCCAUCAGGUUCCCAUUGAUAAUUUUGUAUUUUUAACUAGAAUUCACUAUGUAGCUCCAUCUGAUGGUAUCUGGGGUGAACAUGAAAUUGAUUAUGUUCUUAUCAUCCGAGCUGACGUUGAUCUUGAUUUAAAUCCAAAUGAAGUUAAAGCUGUUGAGUAUUUGUCUUUAGAAGAAUUAACUCAAAAAUUUGAAAAUCCUGGUGGUACGUUUCUAAUAUAA